Erythranthe guttata (spotted monkey flower) is the source of this 985-nucleotide messenger RNA. RefSeq names its product transmembrane emp24 domain-containing protein p24delta3. Lineage: Eukaryota; Viridiplantae; Streptophyta; Magnoliopsida; Lamiales; Phrymaceae. The record is from RefSeq and is a predicted model, not a curated record.
CAACCCGUGAUACCCUACACAGACAUUCGUCAUUCAAAAGACGAAUAUUCAAAUCGUUAACCCCAAUCUGAGCACAAUCAAGCUUUGGAUUUUCCGAUCCGAGAUUCCAUUCUUCGAGAUCGACUCACAGGUGCAUAUACACACAGGACAGAAGCAAUCGGAUUUUGGGAGAAAUAAAACGAUGGGGGUAGGUGCUAACGUGCGCGUGGUGCUCCUGUUGUUUUUGCUCUGCGUCGUGCAGAGGAGCGCGGCCAUAUGGUUGAGUUUGCCGGCGACUGGGACCAAGUGCGUCUCGGAAGAAAUCCAGAGCAACGUCGUCGUUUUGUCCGAUUACGUCGUCAUUUCCGAUGACCACACCCACUCCACCCCCACCAUUUCCGCCAAGGUCACUUCACCAUACGGGAAUAACCUCCAUCACCAGGAAAAUGUCACACAUGGUCAAUUCGCUUUUACAACUAGCGAGAGUGGAAACUAUCUAGCUUGUUUUUGGAUCGAUGGCAAUAAUCAAGGAGGUGGGGAUGUAAGUCUCAACAUUGACUGGAAGACAGGUAUUGCAGCCAAGGAUUGGGAUUCGGUUGCAAGAAAGGAGAAAAUCGAGGGUGUUGAGCUUGAGCUAAGAAAGCUCGAAGGAGUAGUGGAAGCCAUCCAUGAAAAUCUUCUGUAUCUCAAAAGCAGAGAAGCGGAGAUGCGGAUUGUGAGUGAAAAAACGAAUGGUCGGGUGGCUUGGUUCAGUAUCAUGUCAUUGGGAGUCUGCAUUGUGGUUUCGGCUUCACAGAUAUGGUACUUGAAGCGAUAUUUCCAAAAGAAAAAGCUGAUUUAGACGAAAAAAAAACACACGAAAUUUUAGGUUUGUUUGAUGUAUUUUGUAUUUUGCUACACCGGCUUUUGAAACCUUAGAUUUUGUUUAUUUUUGCCUCGUGAAUGUAUAUUGUUAUUCUGCAGAAGGAUUAGUUGUUUCGUUUAAUACGAAAAUGUUUGUUUGCAU